Puccinia graminis f. sp. tritici CRL 75-36-700-3 is the source of this 1647-nucleotide messenger RNA. RefSeq lists its product as uncharacterized. Lineage: Eukaryota; Fungi; Basidiomycota; Pucciniomycetes; Pucciniales; Pucciniaceae. The transcript is spliced from 7 exons. The record is from RefSeq and is a predicted model, not a curated record. The coding region runs from base 1 to 1647 and encodes 548 amino acids.
AUGCAACCUUUUGAUCCUUAUGACAAAAAGAAUGUUCACGAGUCUCAAUUGUUGGACUAUCUUAGAGGGUGUGACAAGAAGAUUAUCAUACCUACUUCAACCAAGGUUAAUGUACUCAGGCGAAUGGUUGCCGAGCGAAUGAAGGCCGCAGGUCAAGAUGAGUUAUAUCGUGCCAGCCAUACAGACCCAGAGGGCCGACGAAGAAGCUCUCGGAUUCAGGCCAAGGAAUUAUUAAGUGCACAAGACACUGGAAGUAGUAAGGGAGGGGCCAACUGUUGGCAAGGCUUGCCGGUGUCAAGAGCAAAACCAAGAAAAUGCAAGUUUUGGAUCAAGAAACUCUUCAAUUGUGCUUACAAUCUGGCUGAUCAAUCUGCAGCUCAUUGCAUCAUAUAUAAUUUAGAUCCCGAAAUGAAGAACCAGUCGAUGACUCUUAGAACUCAAGUUCCACCGCAUCAGAAACAACUGCCCAAGACUCAGACUCCGCCGAAUCAGAAACAGCCGGCCAAGACUCGGGCUUCACCGCAUCAGAAACAGAAACCAAGAUCACGUCCAGGCGGCCCCAAACUUGAUUGGCCUUCAAAGAUCUGCAUUAAUCGGCCAAAACAAAAGCGAGACAACCCAGUCAAGCUCAAAUCAAUCACAUCAGAAUUCCCAGACGAGAAGUGCGGCAAAAAGGUAGUGAUUAGCAAUACCUCAGACAAUGCUACUCAAUCUACUGGUAGAUCAUCCUCAGAUGAAUUGUCCGAUUCAACCGAUGAUUCAGAAGAAGGCGAACUUGGCAGGAUUGCAGAAAUGUCCAUCUCUGAUGAUAAUUCUGAACGAUUGGAGCUCUCCUCAUCGGAUGGUCAGAACUUAUCAAUCGAAGAAUUCAUGACUGACCUUGGCGAUAAUGAUGGUAAAUCCGACCAACUUGCUGAAGUCUCUACAGCAGUGGUCAACUUGGGCACUCCAACCACCCUUUCCAAGUUCGAUCAUCUUCAAUUAUCUCCAGAGAUCCCAGACCUCCCGUCACCUUUGUGCGCUCCACCGCCAGUCCUCUUGUCCAACAAUCCCGAAACACCAACCUCAGAAUUCAAUGAAGGCGUUGCUGGUCCAUCAAACCUAGUCCCCAGUCUAGACCUGGGAUUUCUCGAGCCAAUCUUUACUGAGCAGCGGGAGGCAAUGUCAAAGUUUGCCCAUGAUAUUGCAGAACUGGUUGAUAUUGCGAUUGACAAGCUCCGAGAACAGAGCCCCAAUGGGUGUCAGGAUGAAGCAAAUGAUACCAUCUCCCAGAACAGCUGGGUACAUGUUUCUACCGACAAGCAGCCAUGUGUCUUAGCCACUGCUCAGAAUCCUGAUUUGUAUUUGGAUCGACAUCCAAUUAAGAGUAACGUCCAAGACAAAGAAGAUAACAAAUCUUUGGAAAACGACACAAUUCAUGAUGAAAUCAGCUCAACUUCGUCCAUCAUUGUGCAUUUUCAGAGCUCUUGUCAAGAAAGGAGAUCGCCCGAGGGAUCCAUUGCCACAGGGGGCUCUGAAAUGGGUUUUGAAGCCACUUCUAGAACCGAUGAAGUUGAUGAUGAUAUUGCUUUGGAAAGCACGAAGAGUGAUCACAAAGAAGCAGCCACCGAAUUUUUCCAGACAGGUCAAAUUUGCGGUAAGAUUUGA